Messenger RNA from Electrophorus electricus (electric eel), 2414 nucleotides. RefSeq names its product protein phosphatase, Mg2+/Mn2+ dependent, 1Nb (putative) (gene ppm1nb). The record is from RefSeq and is a predicted model, not a curated record. Lineage: Eukaryota; Metazoa; Chordata; Actinopteri; Gymnotiformes; Gymnotidae. Gene Ontology annotation, biological process: protein dephosphorylation. Gene Ontology annotation, molecular function: protein serine/threonine phosphatase activity; magnesium ion binding; manganese ion binding.
UAACAGGCUCAGAGAGACAGCUGGAAGAGAAGGAGUAGCACUGAGACACAGAGCAGGAAGAAAACAGCACUAGAGCCAUUCAGACACCACAGGGAAGAAUGCAGAUAUCUUAGACUUCCAAAAACCCACCCAGCAAUGGGUAGAUUAAGUAAUUUGAUUUUUGAUUUUUUGCUGAUGCUCAGACGACUAAGAUCAGCCCCUGAGGCCAUCAUGCUCUGAAGGCCCUUGGCAGCAGGGCUGCACACAGCCAAGGAAAAAGCCAGGCAAACAGCAGCAUUUAGUGCGGGAGCUGAGGCUAGGCCACACAGUCGGAGAACGCGGCUUCAGACGAGGGAGUAGAGAUAAAAGACAGCAUGCGAACCUCUAGGAAGGGGAGUGUGGAAAUGCCUGCUUUUGUUCGGCAGCUGGUGAAAGAGACAGAGAAGCGGGUCACCUCCUUUUUCAAAGGCGGACGCGGGGGAGGCGCAAGUGAACUGGCCGAGGGGGAGGAGGUGGGCGAGGAGGAGGGGGUCAUACCCAGCCCAUACCUGGAGCGGCCCGUGCUGGACAAGUACACGGAGGAGGGUAGCUCCUCCUGGGGCCUGACUUACGCCCUGGCCAGCAUGCAGGGCUGGAGGGCCCACAUGGAGGACUUCCACAACUGCUUUCCACAGCUGGGCGGAGAGCUGGCCCACUGGGGUUUCUUUGCCGUGUACGAUGGCCAUGCUGGCAGCACAGUGGCCCAGCAAUGCUCGCGGAACCUAUUGGAUCACAUACUGGGCACAGGUAAGGUCCGGGCAGAGGAGGACAUGGAGCAGGUCACUGAGGGUAUACGGGAGGGCUUCUUCCUCAUGGACAAACACCUGCAUGCCAUGGCCUGUCGCGAGGGCUGGGAGCGUGGUGGUACCACUGUGGUCUCCACGCUCAUCACCCCGCGCCACAUCUACUUUGCCAACUGUGGUGACUCGCGGGCCAUCCUGUGCCGGGCAGGUGGUGUGGCCUUCUCCACCGAGGACCACAAGCCUUUCAGCCCUGGUGAGAGGGAGCGAAUCGAGGGCGCCGGUGGCUCUGUGACCCUGCAGCGUGUCAAUGGCUCGCUGGCCGUCUCCCGGGCUCUGGGCGACUUUAGCUACAAGGCGGCUGAGUGGCGGCCUGCCUCUGAGCAGAUGGUCUCACCUGAGCCAGAGAUCUCGGCCGUGGGGCGCUCCCCAGUCGAUGAGUUCAUCGUACUGGCCUGCGAUGGUGUGUGGGACACUGUCAGCAAUGACGAGUUGUGUGCAUUCGUGCGAAACCGACUGCAAGUGUGCACGGACCUCCGAGAUGUAUGUUCGCAGGUCAUCGAACUCUGCCUCUAUAAGGGAAGCCUUGACAAUAUCAGCAUUAUUCUAGUGUGCUUCCCUGGUGCCCCCCAGCUGUCACAUGAGGCACUGCACCACGAAGCAGAAUUAGAGGACUUGUUGGAGUCUAAAGUUGCUGAAAUAUUUGAGGAACUGAGUGGGAGAGGAGAUGAGCCUGAUCUCUUGUCAGUCCUUACUGUGCUGGCAUCAACAGUGAUACCUGGACUACCACCAGGGGGCGGGCUUCAAAGCAAACGAAACUGCAUCAUUUCAUCUUACUAUCAGCAAAAGGAAGCCCGGAAAGCUAGGUUAUCCCAGGAACUUGGUUCUCCAGAUUCUACAUAGAAUUAAUCGUCUAAACUUUUAUUAGAAAUGGAUUCACGUUGAGAUGCUGUGUCAUUUUCAGAUGGAGAGAUAUCUUUCUAUUAACAUCAACAUGCCAGCAUGAGUAAGCAUUGUCUGGCAGCUGCCAACAUACUCAAAUGUUACUUUAAGAAUGCCUAGAGAAGCAAUGCUCUGCAAUUUCUCGAGAUUAAAAAAAAAACACUGUAUAAUGACUAGCUACAUUUCCUUCAAUACUUUAGGUUCUGAUAUAUUGCUCAUUUUUCCUGGCUAAAUCAAUUUCAUAUGUAUACACUCAGGUAAUGUGUAAAAACUUUUAAUGAGCCCUUGAAAGCUCUUGAGUUUUAGAAACAUAAUGCAGUUAGACUUUUCUAACAAUUAAUUUCCCAAACCUAAAUGAGAAGAAAGCCAAAAUGAUUUUUCCAAUCUUUUCCAUUUGUGUAAGCAAGCACUUUGAGGUUUCUGAUCAUACAGACCUAUAACAAGGACAAAUAUUAGGAUUGUUCGAGUUCUUCAACUGUCCUUUUCUGUAAUCUAUUAUUUGCAUGAUCUGUAUUGUGCUGCCUUACCAACUUCUUUAAAAUUAGAUUAACAGUGUUAACAUUUAUGAAGGAUGUAUAUUCAGUGAAUUGAUUCAUUAUUGUAUAAUGUUAUGUGAAAUGAUCUUUGUGCAUAUUUUACACAUCUUAUUUACUGAUACCAUUUGUGUUUAUUUAAAGGUUUAAGAUUCAGUAAUAAAUAAACUUACUUACAUAA